CACGUGGUUUUGAGGUCUCCCACUGCCUGUGCUGAGUGAAGUUAAAAAUGAUAGGUGUAUAAAAUAUGUUUGUGGGCCUAACAGUAUUGCUUUUGUUCAUACGGAAAUGUUUUCGAUAAUAUUUUGUUUUGUGACAUAUAAUUCUUUUUUUGGAAAUUCGCAACGGUGUAAUAAUGUCACACCAGUAACAUAGCAACAAGGCUUCUUUUAAGGUGAGUUUUUCAGCUGUUUAAGGUGUCACCCAGCCUAUAGAAGGGUCACGUUUGUGGUCAUGAGGAGCCGGAACCGCCGAGCUGGACGAGUCGCAAGGAAGAGGAGGCAGAAACAUGAGGCCUCUAUACAGUCAGUUUCUCUGUGCCACCAGCAGCAGUAUGUGAGGCUCAUGAAGUUCCUUCACCAGCGAGGAUUCACUUCCACACAGCUGCAGCCAGCCACCUUCACUGACACAGGAAGGGGAUUGCAGACUCUCCAGAUAAUAAAGCCUGGACAGCUGAUUAUUUCUUUGCCAGAGUCCUGUCUUCUCACAACCUCUACUGUUCUGAGCAGCUACCUCGCACCAUAUAUCAAGAGCUGGAAGCCCCACCUCUCUCCUCUGUUGGUGCUCUGUGUGUUCCUGGUGUGUGAGCGACACAGAGGGGAGGUCUCUGAUUGGUUCCCUUAUAUCGACGUACUGCCCACCACCUACACCUGCCCUGCCUAUUUCACGGAUGCUGUCAUGGACGUGCUACCAGCAGUGGUGCGAAGGCGGGCCUUAGAGCAGAGGGAGGCCGUGCAGGAGCUCCAUUCCUCCCAUCAAGACUUUUUCAGAUCUCUGCAGCCGAUCCUGAGUCAGGCAGUGGAGGAAGUGUUGACGUAUGAGGCACUGAGGUGGGCGUGGUGUAGCAUCAACACUCGCUCUGUCUUCAUGUCCCAUCCAUCCAACCAUUUCCUGUCUGGACAGGACAUCUAUGCUUUAGCUCCUUUCCUGGACCUGCUCAACCACCGACCCGAUGUUCAGGUUUCAGCCAGUUUCAACGACUCCACCAAAAGUUAUGAAAUACAGAGUGUUUCCGGGACUCUCCGCUACCAACAGGCUUUCAUCAACUAUGGCUCCCAUGAUAACCAGCGGCUGCUGCUAGAGUAUGGAUUUGUCGCCCCUGGCAACCCCCACAGUGUGGUGUAUGUGGACACAGGUCUCAUCUGUGAGGUUUUAAGAGGUGACAGGAGUUUGGACCAGAAGAUGAAGUUCCUGAGAGAGAACAAGUUCCUUCAUGAUCUGACCGUGUCCAGUGAAGGUCCUAGUUGGAGGCUGAUGACGGCGCUCAGACUUUUGUCCCUUCCACAAACACUGUAUCAUCAGUGGAAGGUGGUGUUACUCGGCCAGGCAGUGUGUGAGGACAGAGAGGAGUGGAGCGUCCAGACUGCAGAGACACUUUGUCAGUGUUUACUACAAGACACACACAGAGCCCUGGAUAAGAUCCUCCAGCUCCUCCAUGAGUCUGAGGAGCCAAUCAGGGAGCAGCUCCAUGUAGUCCAGUCCCUGCGACAAGAGGAGAAGUGCAUUUUGAGAAGCUGCCUCGAGGUCCUACAGGCCAUGUUGAGAAGACCUGAUGACUUAUUGCAAUACCAACCGGAUAUCGAUGAUGCUGUCAGCUGACAUCCGAUUGUUGCAACAACCUGACAGUCACCACUAUGAGCCAUGCUGUUGGAUGAAGUGGUUCCUGUCCACGAUGCUCAACAGAAGCAGCAGGACAGCCUGAUGUACUGUAAACACAGCGUCACAGGCCAGACCCUGGUGUGACGACAGAGGUUUAGUCCUGAACUGACCUUGAGGAAAAUGGUGAAUCCUACAUAACAACCAGCAAUAAGAGGGAAACACACUGAGCUGAAUUAACUGUAUACAAAUUAUACUUGUGAGCCUGACAAAGAAAGAGGAACAAUUGGAAUAAAGAACAGUAAAAUAUUUGACAAGGAAAUUGCAAAAUGACAAGGUUGUCAUUUUAACAUACCACCUGUAGGGAUCAAUACCCAGCUCAGUACUCCUGAGGUUUCCAUUGAGAUGAAACCCAUUCCUUAUGGUCAUCUUACAAUGCAAAAGUAACUCACUCUGCACUGACAGCUCCUAGCAUCAUGGCUAGACAAGUGUUCACAUUGUGACAGUUUGAGUUUGAUGCUUUAAUUAAUUUAUGUUAUAUUAUUUUAUUAUAUUGAUUUUUUUAGGGGUGCCAGCCAGGUCUCUCUCCUGACAUAUAAGAUAU
Molecule: messenger RNA, 2237 nt
Organism: Sphaeramia orbicularis (orbiculate cardinalfish)
Lineage: Eukaryota; Metazoa; Chordata; Actinopteri; Kurtiformes; Apogonidae
Gene: setd4
Product: SET domain containing 4
Exons: 13
Coding region: 272-1636 (454 amino acids)
Biological process (GO): peptidyl-lysine monomethylation; peptidyl-lysine trimethylation
Molecular function (GO): protein-lysine N-methyltransferase activity
Source: RefSeq, a predicted model, not a curated record